CUAGACAUGUUUUAUUGAUGUUGACUGUCCGCACUCAUCCCUCCGAUGUUCUGUAAGUGAUCACUGGAGUGACAUUAGGCAAUUUAGAAAAUGAAAUCAUAAAACAACACAAACUGGUUCGUUUGCACCACUGAUCUUUCAGGUUUCUCUUCCUUCUUGCCACUUUUAUUCCUCGGUUUUUUAAUUAAUUGUAAUGAUACCACACACGUAUACCUCUUUAAAAAUAUUACAUCCAUCCAGGACUUUCAAUUACAGCAGCAGCAAGGUUAUUUAACGUAUAUUAUAGCAUAUAUCAAACAGAAUGGAUCAGGGACAGCUGGUGUUAAUGAGCUCAAAUGUGUGCACUUGAUCCUGUAGAAAUUUGUGAGCAAUAAUAGAAACACAUUGGAAACUUCAGGGUCUUUUACUUUUGCAUACGUUAAAAGCAACAGAACCCAGAACAUGUCCAAGUUCUUUCUUUCUGUCUUUGGAUUUAUUAUUGAAUACAUUUCUGUCACCUGUGUCUGUCAAUGUGUUUAAAUGAGUGAAUAUGAACAGAAUAAAAACUGCAGAUUAGACAGAACACACUGGACGUAAACAAUCGAGAGAGCUUCAUGUAUCACCGCUGUGUUUCAACCGUCAUUAAAGUUUUCAAACACAGUUUCUGUGUCUUUGUUUUGCGUUGUGUUGAAAUAAAUUGCAUUUCAAGCUCAGGAGCUGUGUGUCGACAGUAUUUGUUAAGGAAAGUUUUAACAUCCUCAGCAUUUUAAUGACAUACAGCUCAAACAGCAGGCAUUCCUGUUGGGUUAGUUCUGCGACGGUUUAAAGAACAGCACGUGCACGCAAACAACUGAGCGAUGACAUUUGGUUUGAAGUGGUCGGAGUGACACAGACGGAAAGAUGACGGAGACAAAGACAGCCGGGCUGGUCUUCAUCUGCUUUCUGCUGCUCCACGGCUUUGCCGCAGCACUGAACUGCACCAGUCCAACUCCUGAAUCGCUGUUUGAUGCAUUUGAGAGAGAAUUGUUUCCUAAAAAGCAACUGCGACCGGUGAAAAGCUUUUCGGAUACACUGAACAUUACCAUCGACGUGACUGUGGUGGGAAUUUUAGGAGUGGAUGAAAAAGCUCAAUCCUUGACAGUGUUCAUAUGGCAAAUUCUGUCGUGGCCCAUAGCAGGACUGAGCUGGGACGACAAGGAAUGUGGAACUAAACUGAUCUCUGUCCCUCGCGAACAACUUUGGGUCCCAGAUAUUUACAUCUCAGAGUUCAUGAACGAAGACAAAUCUCCCAAAACCUCUUAUGUCUACAUGGACUACACAGGUCGUGUAUACGAUGACAAACCCCUCAGGGUGGUCAGUUCUUGCCAUAUGGAAAUCUACACUUUCCCCUUUGACAUCCAGAACUGCUCGCUGACCUUCGGAUCAUAUCUACAUUUUGCUAAUGAAAUAAGGAUGGUGAAACACCACACAGCUGCAGAGAUCCUGGAGCAGUCCAAACAAGUGCUACAGACCAAAGGGGAGUGGGAGCUUGCAGACAUCCAAAUAGCUCCAUCACACCUGGAUGUAACUGUUGGAAGCUACUCUACCGUCAAAUUCUUCCUCAUUUUAGCACGUCGGCCAGUGAUGUACGUGGUGAACCUCCUGAUCCCCAGCUGCUUCCUCAUCACUUUAGACCUCUUCAGCUUCCUGCUGCCUCCACAGAGUGUGGACCGAUCUGCCUUCAAGAUGACCCUCAUCCUGGGCUACACCGUCUUCCUGCUCAUCAUGAACGACCUGCUGCCCGUCACCGGAAACACCAUUCCUCUCAUAAAUGUUUUAUUCUCAGUCAGUCUCGCUCUGAUGGUGGCCAGCCUGUUGGAGACUGUUUUUAUCGCCAACAUCCAGUUCAGCUCCGGCCAGUACAGUGCAGUUCCUCACUGGCUCAGCAUCCUGGUUUUACGAUAUCUAGCUGUUGUCGUUUGUCUUCCUCCAAAAAAGAAGAGCAACCGUGUCACAAUCUCCCUUCGCCCAACAGAAAUGAGCGCCAGCAUCAUCUCAUCGACUGACCUUCGGAGUCACUCUGCUGACAAACCUCCAGAGAAACCGCCUUCAGAUCCGCCUCUGGACGAACUGAGGAAGCUGAGCAGAGACCUCGCAGCCAUUCGCCUUCACAUCAGCAACUACCUACAGGGGACAAAAAGCACACAGGAAUGGCAGAUGAUCGGGGUUGUCAUCGACCGCCUGCUGUUUGGCAUGUACAUCGUCUUCAUUUCAGUCAGCUUUGUGACCAUCAUAUGUGUCUGGUACCUGAGUAACUCGUACAGCCAUGGCAGCAUUUGA
Molecule: messenger RNA, 2298 nt
Organism: Stegastes partitus (bicolor damselfish)
Lineage: Eukaryota; Metazoa; Chordata; Actinopteri; Pomacentridae
Product: 5-hydroxytryptamine receptor 3A-like
Exons: 9
Coding region: 880-2298 (472 amino acids)
Biological process (GO): monoatomic ion transmembrane transport
Cellular component (GO): membrane
Molecular function (GO): transmembrane signaling receptor activity; extracellular ligand-gated monoatomic ion channel activity
Source: RefSeq, a predicted model, not a curated record